Messenger RNA from Drosophila serrata, 916 nucleotides. It is a transcript of the gene ringer, whose product is annotated as tubulin polymerization-promoting protein ringmaker. Gene Ontology annotation, cellular component: microtubule. Lineage: Eukaryota; Metazoa; Arthropoda; Insecta; Diptera; Drosophilidae. Gene Ontology annotation, biological process: microtubule bundle formation; microtubule polymerization; positive regulation of protein polymerization. The record is from RefSeq and is a predicted model, not a curated record. Gene Ontology annotation, molecular function: tubulin binding.
CGACAGCAUUCGCGCGUUUGCCUUCAAGUCAAAUAUUUUGGAAAACAUCCAAGGAAUAGCAGAGAUAAUUUUUUUGGAAAUUUAAUCAGGAAUUUUCAAGCUUUUUUCGAAAUAAAUAGCCACCAUGUCCGAGGCAGCAGCUGCAAAUGGAAGUCCCUCUCCCGCUCCCGAGGCCCCGGCGGCAGAGUUGGCCCAAUUGGCUCUGGAGGAUGAGGCGGCGCCCAAGGUCAGCUUUUCGGACCAGUUCAAGGCCUUCUCCAAGUUCGGGGACACCAAAUCCGAUGGCAAGCUGAUUACGCUCUCGCAGAGCGACAAGUGGAUGAAGCAGGCCAAGGUGAUUGAUAAGAAGAUCACCACCACGGAUACGGGCAUACACUUCAAGAAGUUCAAGGCCAUGAAGAUCUCGAUUGGGGACUACAACAAAUUCCUGGACGAUCUGGCCAAGACGAAAAAGGUGGAGCUGUCGGAGAUCAAGCAGAAGCUGGCCGGUUGUGGGGCUCCCGGAGUGGCCUCUGUUUCGGCUGGCAAGGCGGCAGCUGCAGUGGAUCGGCUGACGGAUACGAGCAAGUACACCGGCUCCCAUAAGGAGCGCUUCGAUGCCACCGGCAAGGGCAAGGGCAUUGCCGGCAGGCGCAACCUGGUCGAUGACUCUGGCUAUGUGAGUGGCUACCAGCACAAGGACACCUACGAUGCUGGACACUAAAAGGGGAAUCACCCACAAAUUUUUGCAACCGCCCACCCCCUCUUAAUAUCACUCUCACUCUCUCUUACUUUUCCUUAACUUUUGUGUUUCUCUAGUUUAUGUUUUCCAUUUCUACUGGUAGCUGCAAUUAUUUAUCGUAAUUAAUUUGUGUACAUAAUAUAAGUUUGUGAUAAUUUAAGUGCUUACAAAUAAAUUGAGAUAUUUUGAUUAUAA